Carica papaya (papaya) is the source of this 3700-nucleotide messenger RNA. The record is from RefSeq and is a predicted model, not a curated record. NCBI's taxonomy places the organism in Eukaryota, Viridiplantae, Streptophyta, Magnoliopsida, Brassicales, Caricaceae.
UUAUCACAAACUGUUUCAUGGCACCGGCCCUGAACACUGGCCUUCUACUUCUGCCUCUAAUAAACCCCUCACCCGCCACCUUUUACUCUGUUAAACCCUAAUUACCUGUUGGCUAACCGGGCAACCGUUACGCUUCGCUUAAGCUCAAAUCUUCACUGCGGAGCCAAAGAGAAGAAUAAUGGAUGCUGAUGCUAAAUUCGCAGACUCGUUGGACUUGAAAGUGACAGAGCUGCUCAAAGAGGUCCAGUUCGACUACAGUUCUGCUUUCACCAAACUCGUCGAUGACACAGUUUCAUCGAUUAAAGAAGUAAUCGAUAACAUCCCCGAAAAUUUUCAGGUCACGGGGGAUUUGGCUCCGGGUUUUGUAAGCGAUAUUAGCGCAGAUAAAGUAGAAUUCAACUUUAAGAAGCCAAAGUCAGUUGAAAUCGGUGGUAGUUAUGCAAUACGUUGCAUUGCAAAGCCUCAUGCCACUGUAGAUCUUUUAGUUCGUAUGCCAAAGGAAUGUUUCAAUGAGAAAGACUAUCUAAAUUACCGGUACCAUGCCAAAAGAUGCCUUUACCUAUGUGUAAUUAAGAAACAUUUGAUGUCAUCUUCCCCCAUUCAGAAGGUUGAGUGGUCUACCCUACAGAACGAGGCUCGCAAACCUGUUUUAGUAGUCUAUCCGGUCAAGACAUUGGCUGAUGUUCCUGGGUUUUUUGUGAGGAUAAUUCCUACGGCAACAUCAUUGUUUAAUGUUUCAAAAUUGAAUUUGAAGCGAAACAAUGUCCGAGCGCUAAAUCAAGGGGGUGAUCCUCUACCUACCCCAAAGUAUAAUAGUAGCAUUUUGGAAGACAUGUUUAUAGAGAACAAUGCAGAACUUCUAAAGAAAAACUUCUUGGGGUGGAAGGAACUGAGAGAGGCUUUAAUUCUGCUGAAGAUUUGGGCUCGGCAGAGAAGUUCAAUAUAUUCCUAUGAUUGCUUAAAUGGGUUUAUAAUCUCUAUUUUACUUUCCUACCUUGCAACUCAAGAUAAGAUUAACUGUUCCUUGAAGGCAUUUGAUAUAUUUAGAGUUGGGUUGGACUUCAUUGCCACUUCCAAAUUAUGGGAGCGAGGGCUUUAUUUUCCACCACAGGAUCAGAACCGCGUUCCAAAGGAGGAAAAGAAGCAACAAAGGGAAUCAUUUCCAGUGGUUAUAUGUGAUUCUUCUACACAUAUGAAUUUGGCUUUCCGGAUGACCAGAAUUGGAUUCUUGGAGCUCCAAGAUGAGGCUGCUUUGACACUUAAAUGCAUGACGAAUUGUAGAGAUGGGGGCUUUGAAGAGAUUUUCACGAUGAAGAUUGACUAUCCUGCAAAAUAUGAUUAUUGCAUAAGAUUGAAUCUCAGGGAAAAUCGUCAGGUCUAUGCAUCAGGAUUUUGUUUGGACGAUGAAUGUUGGAGAUUGUAUGAACAGAAAGUUCAUAAUCUGCUAUGUCAAGGGUUGGGAGAUAGAGCGAAAUUGAUUCGUGUUAUCUGGAGAAAUAGUAUCGCUGAAUGGAAUGUAGAAGAUGGUUUAUCAACACUUGAUAGAUCACCAUUACUUGUUGGAAUUUCUAUAAGCUCCAUAGAGAAAGCCUUUAGGGUGGUUGAUAUCGGGCAAAAUGCAGAAAACAAAGAAGAGGCUCUGAAGUUCCGGAGGUUUUGGGGUGAAAAGGCAGAGCUUCGGAGAUUUAAAGAUGGUACCAUUGCCGAAAGCACAGUAUGGGAGACUGAGCAAUGGUCAAGGCAUCUUAUUUUGAAAAAAAUCGUUGAGUAUGUACUUCUGCGGCAUCUUUCUCUCUCUAAAGAGAACAUUGUUCAAAUAGUGGAUCAGCUUGACUUUUCUUUGAUAUAUGGUGCCAAAGAUCCUGUAUCAUGUUCUGGAGCUUUAAUUGGGGCAUUUGAACUUCUUUCAAAGCGCUUGCGGCUUAUUGAUGAUAUUCCCUUGGGAGUAUCUAGUGUUCAGCCUUUAGAUUCAGCUUUCAGGUUUACAUCUGUCUUCCCUCCUGAACCUCAUCCACUGGCUAGGGAGAAGGUUGAUACAUCGAGGCUGCAUAAGCUCCCUCAGUCCUGUAUUCAGGCACUGGAUGUUAUGAUUCAGUUGGAAGGUUCUGGUAAUUGGCCAAUGGAUGAUUUGGCAAUUGAGAAAACUAAAUCUGCUUUCCUUCUUAAAAUUGCAGAGAGUCUUCAAAAUAGUUGGGGGAUAACAUGUUCUGCAACUGAGGAUAAUGUUGUUGUUUUCAUGUCCGGGUAUGCGUUUUGCCUUAAGAUUUGGCACGAGAGAGGCCUGAAUUUGGUGAAGAAAGAAACUGGAAAUGGUCCGGUGAAGAGGGUUCCUUCAAUGGAUCGGAAACUGUUUCUUUGUAGUCAGCAUGCGAGCAUGAUCAAUGGAUUGCAGGGUCGUUACCCAGUGUAUGGGCCAGUUGUUAGGCUUGCAAAACGCUGGGUUUCUUCACAUCUCUUUUCGGCUUGCUUAGCAGAGGAGGCUAUUGAACUGUUGGUUGCUUACCUCUUUUUGAAGCCUUUUCCAUUUACUGUUCCUUGCUCACGUAUCACUGGAUUUUUAAGGUUCUUGCGGCUAUUAGCAGAAUAUGAUUGGACGUUUUCUCCUCUGGUUGUGGACAUAAAUAAUGAUUUGAGCAGAAAUGAUGAGAAAGAGAUAAAUGAUAAUUUCAUGUCCAGUAGAAAGGCUAAUGAGGAAAAUAAGCAAAAUAUAAAUGCACCAAUGUUCUUGACUACGUCUUAUGACAAGGCAUCUGAAGCUUGGACAAGUUUCUCGCCGAACUCAUUGGAGCUCAAGAGGUUGGUGGCUUAUGCUCGAAGCAGUACGAACUUGUUGAGUAAUCUUGUAUUACAUGACCAGAGUGAUUCUUAUGGAUGGGAGUGUCUUUUCCGGACACCUUUAAACAACUACGAUGCAAUAAUUCUUCUCCACAGGGACAAAUUACCUUAUCCUCAACGUCUUCUCUUCCCAUCAGAGCUGAACCAAGGGAGUCAUGUGGCUCAUGGGAAAGCCAGCAAGAGUUUUCAUCACUUCAUAUUACCUGGAGAUUUAAAGACGAGCUCUGAGGAGUUGAAAAGUAAGCUCAUGGUGAACUUUGAUCCUCUGAUGUCCUUUGCUGGGGAUUUAGAGAAAGAGUUCAUUACAUUGAAGCUGUGGUAUGAUUCUCUGGGUGGUGAUGCUAUCGGUCUAACAUGGGAUGGAACUUAUUCAAAGAAACGAGAAAGAGACGAAGAAGGUGGAGAGGGGAAAUAUCCCAUUGAUGUUCUAAAAGCUGUGGGUGAAAUUGGGAAAGGUUUUGUGAGAGAGAUUUAUUUGCUCAAAGCUCCUCGUCUCAUGAAAUAAAUCUCUACUCUUACCGGCAGCCAUCUUAUUGACAAACCUGUUGUGAUCUUUGAUCAAGUUUUGACGUCGCUGAUGUUAGCACAGAGGAGAAUUGCUUUACACACGAUUUUGCGGAAUUGUAUAGAUGAAAUAACCACUAAAUGUAUCAUUUUUCAUUAUUUACAGGAAGUAGCUGAUUGAGUUGAAACUAUAUUUUGCAAUAAUCAACAGUUUCCCAACAGAGAAUCUUGCUGGCCAACAUUUUCUCUGCUGCUUUGUAAUUCCGUCGCGAUUAUUAGGCUAUAAUAUUCAGCCUCCAGGAACUUUUCAAGGUGGGUCAAGUAACAAUAUGCCAUGAUAAUGCUGUUGGUAAGUUACACA